UAAAUGUAUUCAAAUAUUCGACUCGUUUUGGACAUCACUGCGCAAGACUUACCAGAAUAUAUUAUGUAAAUUAAAAAAAUUAUUUUACGAAUUUUGUAGCUUACUUGAUCCCCUCCCCUUACAGUUAUUAUUCACUUGUGCUUAAAAUUUCCUCCCUCUGAUUGGGAGAUGGUUUUUAAUAUUAUGACAUAACAAUGUCUUCAAUUCAUCCUGGAAAUCUUCACGGGACAGGGGAUCGUACGAACAAGUCACGAUACCACUAUGCGCGCCAGAGAGUGCAAGAAGCCCAGAAAUCAAAGAUGGAAGAGUCAGAUGGUGCAAGAAGAGAGGAAACUGCGCGAAAGCAAACAAAUAAUGGAUUGAUUGUCAUCCUCAUAUUAAUGAUUGUACUGACAUGGGGCAUCGCAGCAACUGCAUACUUUGGAGUUAUCGACUAUAAAGGCUUAGUGGUCCGGGGUUCUCGAAUCAAAAUAACAGAUGCUGCUGGAUAUGCAUCAGCGCUCUAUCCUUUCCAGUAUGAUUCUGCCAGACAUCCGUUGAAAGCCAUCGGAAAAUUUUUAACAAGCAUAGAUGAUUACAUCACAAACUUCUUAUUUUCAUCUGAAGUUUCUACGAAUUCUCUGAAAAAGCAUCGGCCCAUCGUGCGGACUAUUCCUCUCAAUAAAGAAUCAAAUAUAGUGAAGCGAGAUACAUCGAAGUCAGAAUCUGUCGUCUCAGAUGAUUCCAACCCCACAAAAAAGCCAGCGGAAGAAAAGGAUGUAGCCAAAGCAAGUGAUCCAUCUAACGAUAAAGAUAAACCAAGAAAAGCAAAGUCUCCCCAACCCAAGCAGCCUAAGGAUUCAAAUACAAAGAAAACCAAACAAGAAACUGUAAAAACAAAUGAGUCUACCAAAAAGAAGAAACCUAGUACCGUCUCAGAGGAAGACAAAAAAAUAUUAAAUAAAUUGAAAGAAGGUGAGCGUUUACUAGAGAAGAAAAAAGGCACUGAAGCAUGGAAAUAUUUCAAAAAAUUAUCCGCGGACUAUCCGGAAAGUCCAAAGGCCAGAUUCUACAGAGGGAAAUCGGAGGCAAUGGUGGCUGAGCAGCAGAAAAGCAAUCCAAUGCUAACCCAGGCCAUCACAACAUUCACUGAGGUGUCAGAAAUGAGCAACUGUCCGAAGGAACUUCAAAAACAAGCGCUGAUCGCCAAAGGAGAAAGGGAGAGUUUUCUAGGUCGAAUGAAACCAGCAUUACAAACGCAGAUCGAGCUCGCCAAACUUUAUCCGAAAGACAUCGGAAUCUUGAACAAACUCGGAGUUCGUUACUUGAUGCUCGGAAAAAACACAGCUGCGAAGAAAGUUUAUGCCAAAGUGUUAAGGCUUUCACCUAACGAUGGUUUUGCUUUGGUUCACAUGGGAUUUAUCUUAAAGAACGCAGGAGAGUGGGCAGAGUCUGUCCCUUACCUGAUGCGGGGAACGGAAUCUAACGAGCAAGGCACUCAGGAAGGAAAGUUUUAUUUUCAUCUCGGGGAUGCCUUGUACAGGACUAACCAAACUAAGGAAGCUGAACAAGUUUAUGAAAAAGCUGCCGCAAAAGGAUUAUUUCGCUCAAAAUACCAGCGUUCAUUAUACAACGUAGAUCGCCUACGAGGGAAACCAUUCUGGACGCCAGAGGAAGCCGGCGUGAAAGAUUAUGUCCGACGACUCGAAUUAAAUUGGAAACUAAUCAGGGAUGAAGCAAUGGCGAUUCUGAACACAGAUACAGGAUUAUUCGAUGGUGAAUCUGAAAGCUUGAGAGACACGGGAGAGUGGAAGCAGUUUCCUUUGUUCCAAAGAGGCCGCAAAGAAGAAGCGAAUUGCCGCCGAACCCCGAAAACUUGCAACAUUUUGGAGAGAAUGCCGAAUGCGGCUGGAUGCAGAAGAGGCCAGGUUAAAUUUAGUGUGAUGAUGCCUGGUACCCAUGUAUGGCCGCACACGGGCCCGACCAACUGCCGACUCAGAAUGCAUCUAGGGUUGGUCAUACCAACUACUGGUAGCGGAACAAGGCUUACCUGUGCCGGAGAAAUGAGGACUUGGCAAGAAGGAAAAGUGUGGAUUUUUGAUGAUUCCUUCGAACACGAGGUUUGGCAGCAAGCGGAUAGUUUGAGGUUGAUUCUGAUUGUUGAUAUCUGGCAUCCUGAUAUAACAGAACAUGAAAAGAAAACUCUGACUGCAAUUUAAUGAAUUUGACUGAAUUGGGAUGAAUUUGGAUGAUUUUUGGCAUAACUAGGCUGGAUUUGACUGAAUUGAAAGAAAUUGAUUAGGGAAAUAUUUGUUAUUUAGAAUGAAUUUGGGUGGAAUUUGACUGAAUUGGGAGGAAU
This is a messenger RNA of Styela clava, 2338 nucleotides long. Its product is annotated as aspartyl/asparaginyl beta-hydroxylase-like. Gene Ontology annotation, cellular component: endoplasmic reticulum. The record is from RefSeq and is a predicted model, not a curated record. Lineage: Eukaryota; Metazoa; Chordata; Ascidiacea; Stolidobranchia; Styelidae. Gene Ontology annotation, biological process: peptidyl-aspartic acid hydroxylation. Gene Ontology annotation, molecular function: protein binding; peptidyl-aspartic acid 3-dioxygenase activity.